Messenger RNA from Trifolium pratense (red clover), 1929 nucleotides. RefSeq names its product protein Brevis radix-like 2. The transcript is spliced from 6 exons. Bases 428 to 1534 code for a protein of 368 amino acids. The record is from RefSeq and is a predicted model, not a curated record. NCBI's taxonomy places the organism in Eukaryota, Viridiplantae, Streptophyta, Magnoliopsida, Fabales, Fabaceae.
CCGCUACAUUCCCAUUUUUCACUUUUCCUCCUUUCAUUUCUAGAGAGAGAGAAUAGGGUGGCGCAUGCACACUUUUUACACACACAAUCUCUCUCUCUCUCUCUCUCUCUCUCUCUCUCUCUCUCUCUCUCUCUCUCUCUCUCUCACUAUAUAUACACAGUUUCUCACACAACAAACAAUAUCACAAGUAGUUACACAUAGAAUUGACACAUAGGGGACCAAGCCAUCACGCCAAUCCUCACUACCUCUCACACGUUGUGAACCUAUACAUAUACAGAUAGAUACAGCCACCUACCUACACACUCCAAAUCUCAAUGACCCUUCAGGAGUAACACUGAAAAGAAACCAAAGGGUUUGGUUUGUUGGAAUUGUUGUAACUUGGUUCUGUUUUUGACAUUUAGAAAAUCAAGUGUGAUUUGAAUCAGAAAUGUUGACUUGCAUAGCUUGUUCUAAGAAUCUUAAUAAUGGAUCUCUUCCUCAUCAAGAAGAGGAUGAAGCUGUGCAAACACCUAGCACCAAACAAGCCAUUAAAGCUCUCACUUCUCAGAUCAAGGACAUGGCAGUGAAGGCUUCUGGAGCCUAUAAGAAUUGUAAGCCUUGUUCAGGAUCUUCCAACAAGAACAAAAAGUAUGCUGAUUCUGAUAUGGGAUCAGAAUCAGCAAGGUUCAACUGUGCAUACCGAAGAACCGGGAGUGCGAGUUCUACACCGAGAAUGUGGGGGAAGGAAAUGGAAGCUCGACUCAAAGGGAUUUCGAGUGGAGAAGGAACACCAACAUCGGUGAGUGGACGUACUGAGUCAGUUGUGUUCAUGGAAGAAGAGGAUGAACCUAAGGAAUGGGUUGCACAAGUUGAGCCUGGUGUGCUUAUUACUUUUGUUUCACUGCCCCAAGGUGGGAAUGAUCUAAAGAGGAUACGGUUCAGUCGCGAAAUGUUUAAUAAAUGGCAAGCUCAGAGAUGGUGGGCAGAGAACUAUGACAAGGUUAUGGAGUUAUACAAUGUUCAAAGGUUCAAUCAACAAACAGUUCCUCUCCCAACCCCACCCAGAUCUGAAGAUGAGAGUUCAAAGAUUGAAUCUUCAAGGGACAGCCCUGUCACGCCUCCUCUUAGCAAAGAGCGUCUGCCUCGUCAUAUUCACCACCAAAUGGGAAUGGGCUACUCCUCAUCGGAUUCACUGGAUCAUCACUUUAUGCAACCUCAGCCUUUCUAUGAAACAAGCCGUCUGGCAUCAAAAUCCAAUCUUUCUGACAUCGGUGUCUCAAAGACUGAAAGAUCAUCCAUUGAUGCUUCUGUAAGGACGAGUUCAUCGGGAGAUGAAGAAGAUCACUCGGGUGAGCUCUCAAUCAGCAAUGCCAGUGAUAUGGAAACCGAGUGGGUUGAACAGGAUGAACCAGGAGUAUACAUCACUAUCAGAUCACUACCAGGUGGAACCCGAGAACUUAGGCGCGUCCGCUUCAGCCGAGAGAAGUUUGGAGAAAUGCAUGCGAGAUUGUGGUGGGAAGAAAACCGUGCGAGGAUACAGGAGCAAUACUUGUGACUAUAGUAACGAACCUAUACACAGAUAACUACUUCAGCAGGCUAACAGGAGAGAGGACAAUGUGAAAGCUUUACAUUGCUGUGCAUUCUUAGAAUCAGUUUCUUUCUUUUUCCGUGGAUAAUUUUUAAGUGACUACAACUUUCAACUUUGGAGUUCAGUGUAGCUGUGGAGAAAUGCAGAUGUUGGGAAAUAUUAAUUAUUAAUAUUAAUUAUUAUUAAUAUUAAUUAAACUAUGAUAGUGCAAUUUUAGUUAUUAUAGUUAAACUUGUCAAUGUCUUGAUGUAGUUGUCAAAUAUUUUCUAUUUUGUUUGAAUUUUGAACUAUUCCAUGUGAGAUAACAUGUUUGGUUCUGUUACAAUGUUUACACUGGAAACUUGGUGCAGAAGACUGAAAAA